GCGUCGGGCUAUAAUGCCACCAACUCCUUUUCACUAUGUGAGCUCGCUUACUUUCUAGCCUCCUGCCAUGAUAAGGAAGACUGUCGCAGAAUCAGGACUACAAACAAUACAUAAUAGAGGGGAUCGGCUCCAUACGCGAGCUCGGAUUCACAUAUGACAUGGGGCUACGGCAGGUACUGUAUUUAGCACGUGGCCUUUUUUGCGGAUACCUGACUUAUACAUACCAUGGCUGGGCAAUCACCAGCUACUACGCCAUGUUUAUAACUCAAAUUGAGCAGUCACUAAAAUUUAAUCGCUUCUUUGCGCGCCCAAGCUGCAGAGAUACCUUUGCAGAACCGCAGAGGCUUUAGAAAGGAGGUCAUUGGCUCGAGCCAGCGUUUCAUCUACAUGUCACCGGUGGAUGAAAAUGUCAGCGCAAUGCUGGCGUCGUCAGUGUCUGGGACAACACUGAUGAUUCUCGUCCAAUUGGCAUCUAGGGUGUUCACUUUCACUGCAAACCAGCUAAUUCUGAGGGGCUUGCCACCAGCCAUUCUGGGUAUUGCAUCUCAACUGGAGCUAUACUUCAUCUCGAUACUUUACUUCUCCAGGGAAAGUAUCAGAGUGGCCAUUCAAAGACAGCCAUUGCAACUCAAGUUUAUUCCCACGUCUGGUCACAAGGAUGGCACUGACCCAACAUCCGAGAAUGCCGGCGAUGUAUCAGAGGCCCGAAUCAUAGCGUCACAGUCAGUAGUGAACAUGUCUUACUUGAGCCUCGUGUUGGGGUUUCUGUUUGCUAUGGCAUUUGCUGUCUCUUAUAUGCAAUUCGCACCGAGUGAGGUGUCGCAAAUGCCCUCGUACCACGCGAGCGUGGUGAUAACUACCAUUGCAUCCCUUAUGGAACUUUCUGUCGAGCCCUUCUUCACUGUAGUGCAGCAAUAUAUGCUACACAGAAAGCGUGCAGUUGUCGAAAUGAGCGCAGCAUUUGUAAAAAGCCUUACAACCUGCCUUGCUUAUACCUGGGCUGCCCGGACUGGCCACACUGUUGGUGUACUUCCGUUCUCUCUUGGUUAUCUGUGUUAUUCUACCACUCUCAUCUGUGGCUAUAUGUUGGCACUGCGGGGGGUUACGAAUAUGUGGAAGUUUUCUAUAUUCCCCACCAAGAUAAAGUCAAGGGAUGGGUCUAAAUUCUUGAUUGAGAGGUUUUCAUGGCCGAUGAUUACACUCUCCACAAAUGUAUUCUUUCAGUCCGUGAUAAAACACGUUCUUACGCAAGGUGACUCUAUGAUGCUGGCAGCAAUGACGAGCUUAGAGGACCAGGGCAUAUAUGCACUAGCCUCUAAUUAUGGUGGCUUGGUGGCCCGAGUAUUGUUCCAACCCAUUGAAGAAAGCAGUCGAACACUCUUUUCAUCCCUGCUAAAUUCUGGAGGAACUGGGAAACUGAAUGUUAAGAGUGUCAAUGCUGCCAAGUCUCGAUUAACUGAAGUUGUUCGCGCAUACAGCCUAAUAGCUGCUGUGGGGUUUCCCUUGGGUCCAGUCUUGGUAUCUCAGGUGCUGCAUGUGUUAGGCGGGCGCAGCUGGGCUUCGCCCCGCGUCAGCAGCCUGCUCUCUCUUUAUUGUUAUUACAUACCAUUUCUGGCAUUCAACGGCAUAAGUGAAGCAUUUGUCUCCUCGGCAGCCAACCCAGAAGAACUUCGCAGGCAAGCGGUAUGGAUGGGCGUGUUUUCGGCAUGCUUCACAUCAGUGGCCUACUUAUUCUUGAAGGUUGGCGGUCUAGGCGCCCAUGGGAUGGUAUAUGCCAAUAUUGUCAACAUGGCUGUUCGUAUCGUCUGGAGCUUCUCUUUCAUACGGUCGUUUCUAUCUCGGCACAAAAGUGACAUGGCUCUUUCUGAGCUUACCCCACGACCACUUACUUGCAUUGCUUGUGCCUUGAUGUCCAUAAUUCAUAACACAAGACACUCAUAUGCUUCUGACUCCGGAAACGCUGGCGAGGCGUUGACACUUGGUGUUAUUUACACUCUUUUGGUGUCAUAUCUCGAGCGAAGGUACCUGAUGAUGUAUUACACAAAAGCCCGCGAGAUGGUGGGAUCAAAAACAUCCCAAACUCCAAAGCGCGAAUGAUGCCAUGAUCAGUCCUCAAAAACAAUCUUCGUGGACGUUUUGUUGGUGUCGACGUCCUUGAAGAAGGCACCGUAUGCGUCAUGUUGCUUCUUCUUGACUGUUGCUCCAAACUUUAGAAGAUCUUCAGGCACUUCCUGCUUAGCCGCUUUCAGAACGUUUAUUAAA
This is a messenger RNA of Aspergillus sclerotioniger CBS 115572, 2262 nucleotides long. Its product is annotated as nuclear division Rft1 protein. Gene Ontology annotation, cellular component: endoplasmic reticulum membrane. Bases 388 to 2097 code for a protein of 569 amino acids. Gene Ontology annotation, biological process: dolichol-linked oligosaccharide biosynthetic process; glycolipid translocation. Lineage: Eukaryota; Fungi; Ascomycota; Eurotiomycetes; Eurotiales; Aspergillaceae. The record is from RefSeq and is a predicted model, not a curated record. The transcript has 3 exons.